Molecule: messenger RNA, 1956 nt
Organism: Capronia coronata CBS 617.96
Lineage: Eukaryota; Fungi; Ascomycota; Eurotiomycetes; Chaetothyriales; Herpotrichiellaceae
Exons: 2
Coding region: 1-1956 (651 amino acids)
Biological process (GO): translational elongation
Molecular function (GO): translation elongation factor activity; GTPase activity; GTP binding
Source: RefSeq, a predicted model, not a curated record
AUGGGCAGCCGCAUGAAGCAGACGCUUCACGAGCGUCGCAAAGGGGAACUCGCUCUCUCCGACUUCGCCGACUACGUCGAGAAGCAACAGGCAAAGAACCGCUCCAAGUCCAUUGCGAGCGACAGUGGCUACUCCACCGGCGGUCACUCCUCCAUCACCGAAGACCACGCAGAGCUCGAUAUUCUUGAUCAAUUAGGUCUAUCCGAUGGCCCGAGCCAGGUGAAGUUGAAAGACUGGCUGCUCGAUACGUCUGAAGACGCGGAUAGCACUCUCCAACAGCUGGCUGGACUCAUUCAAUCGAGGAUUGACGAGGGCCAUGGAGAAACACUAUUUGAUUUAGGUCUUGAAGACAAUGGCGAGUCGAUGGAGCUCACGAAACUGCAAUGGGAGCUUGCGCUUCGAAGAAUCACCGAAGCGGCGAACUUGACCAAAGCCGCGGUCCGGGUAUUACUCACGUACAACGUUGGGGGCCCUGAAGAAGCGAACACGAAGAACAUAAAGGAUAAGACAAGCCAUGGCAAGUUACUGAUCCGGCAGACACCACCGACGGCAGAGGAGGUGAUCGAGACUCGGAUCGCCGUGGUGGGCAAUGUGGACGCCGGAAAAUCCACCAUGCUGGGCGUGCUUGUGAAGGGUAACCUGGACGAUGGUCGAGGCAAAGCUCGAGUCAAUCUAUUCCGCCACAAGCACGAGAUAGAGUCCGGGCGGACGUCCUCGGUGGGUAUGGAGAUAAUGGGGUUCGACACCCAGGGCGAGGUCAUCACGUCCACCGUUCCAGGCCGCAAGCUGACUUGGGGCGAAAUCGGCACUCGGGCAGCGAAGGUCAUUACUUUUACUGAUCUGGCUGGUCACGAAAAGUAUCUGCGGACCACGGUCUUCGGCUUACUCUCUUCGGCGCCCAACUACUGCCUUCUGAUGGUGGCAGCGAACAAUGGCCUGAUUGGAAUGUCCAAGGAGCAUCUCGGUAUUGCGCUUGCCUUGAACGUCCCUGUCAUGGUCGUCAUCACUAAGAUCGACAUCUGUCCUCCUCAAAUUCUCCAAGAGACGAUCACGCAAUUGACGAGGAUCCUCAAGUCUCCAGGCGCGCGGAAGAUCCCAAUCUUCAUCAAGAAUCAUGAAGAGACCGUGUUGACAGCCACGCAGUUUGUCUCUCAACGGAUAUGCCCCAUCUUCCAGGUUUCCAACGUCACCGGAGAAUGCUUGGACCUUGUCCGGACCUUCCUCAACAUUCUACCUCACCAUGGCCAUUAUGACAGUGAAGCGCCCUUCGAGUUCCACAUCAACGAUACAUUUUCGGUUCCUUUCGUUGGCACGGUGGUGUCUGGAGUGGUCAAGUCGGGAGUCGUACAUGCUGGGGACACUGUCCUCGUAGGUCCUGAUUCACUUGGUCAAUUCCAGACAACGAGUAUUCGGUCUAUCGAGCGCAAGCGGAUUCAAGUCCCCGCAUGCAGCGCUGGCCAGUCGGCCUCAUUCGCACUGAAACGGAUACGGCGAAAAGACGUACGCAAAGGCAUGGUUGUGCUUCCGAAACUCGAAACUCCUCCCAUGGUCUACAGGGAGUUUGUUGCCGAGGUGCUGAUUCUGUCUCAUGCCACCACUAUCCGGCCAAAGUAUCAAGCAAUGCUCCAUGUCGGCCCUGUCAGCCAAACAUGCGCCAUUAUUGAGAUUGACCGCGAGUAUAUCCGCACCGGCGACCGGGCCACGGUGGCUUUCCGCUUUGUGCAGCGACCAGAAUUUCUCACCGUCGGAGAACGGAUCCUCUUCCGGGAGGGAAGGACGAAGGGCUUGGGCAUUGUCAAGUCCCUGGGCUUCGAACAAGGCUCGCUAAAUCGGCAAAGCGCGCCGCCGAAUAUAGGGGACGGGGCGGAAGCCAAAGAAAAGCAAAAGAUGGAGGAGAACACAACCGAAGGUGCCAAACCUCGGACGGCGACAGCAGCGAACGGGAAGGCGAGGUAG